CUUCCUUGCAACGCAUCAAACGUGUGUUUAAUCUACAAAAUUUAUGUUAUCAUUUUUAUAAUAAAAGAUACGAAGCUAAAUGGGAAAGGCAAUUCUGACAGUUCGUUCAUUCAUGAUUCUUGAGUGAUUCUCCGAGUGUUGCAGACACAAGUCGCGCUGCACGACGAAGCCUAACAAUUUGAUUGAAGCGCCUUACUUGAGAAACAUUUUCUAGCUCGUAAGAGUUUUGCCCUCUCUAUUGAAGUUUCCAAAGCUGUGUUGUACUGUCGUAUACUACCGUAUACAAUCAUAUACGUCAGCGUGCAGAUGAUGCGUUCACUGUCAAUGGUUUGGCCCAAUAGCGUUGCAUACACGUACGAGCCGGAUGUAAUUGUGAUUGUACCCCAUACCUAUACGAAAUCUCAUGUCAUAAGAGGCAGGAGCACGCUGUAGUGUGGCUCAGACUGUGCUUCACAGUAACUCAGAGCAAUACGAAGUUAGCAAGUGACAUUCUGAUUGCUUUCCACUUUACGUUUAAUCCUAUUAACUUACGUGGCGGGUAUUCGACAACAGAAACAACAUGUGCGGAAUCUUUGCGUAUCUCAAUUAUCUGACGCCGAAGAGCAGGAAGGAGAUCCUCGAGCUACUGGUUGGUGGAUUAAAGAGGCUGGAAUAUCGAGGCUAUGAUUCGGCAGGUGUCGCCCUUGAUAGCGCCGAUGGCAAGGAUAUCUCGAUUAUUAAAAAGCAGGGAAAGGUCAAGGCGCUCGAGGAAGAGAUCUUUUAUCGUACCAAUAUCGACUUCGAGUCGAAGGUUUGCAGCCACGUGGGUAUCGCACACACUCGUUGGGCGACUCAUGGUGUCCCAUCUGAAGUGAACUCGCAUCCUCAAAGAUCCGAUAUCGAACAUGCUUUCGUUGUGGUGCACAAUGGUAUCGUGACAAAUUACAAGGAAGUGAAGACGUUGCUUCACCAAAGAGGCUACAGCUUCGAGAGUGAAACCGACACGGAAGUAAUCGCCAAGCUGAUCCACCAUCUCUGGGUACAACAUCCGGGUUAUUCGUUCCGCGAGCUAGUCGAGCAGGUUGUUCAACAAUUGGAAGGUGCGUUUGCACUGUGCUUCAAGAGCAAAUAUUUCCCCGGUGAAUGUGUGGCGACGAGAAGAGGAUCACCGCUGCUCGUGGGUAUUAAGACAAAAACGAGAUUGGCCACCGAUCACGUGCCCAUCCUGUACGGAAAAGAUGAAUCUCCAUGCGUAAACAAAGAAGGUGAAGCGCCCACUCAAGACCAUCGUCCACAUGGUCGUACUGAACUUCCGGUUAUACCACGCAGUGAAAGUACUUCCAAAUUUCAACCCUUGGAGGACAAAGAAGUCGAAUAUUUCUUCGCAUCUGACGCCAGUGCUGUGAUCGAACAUACAAAUCGUGUUAUAUUUUUGGAGGAUGAUGACGUAGCCGCAGUGAAAGAAGGUGCUCUCAGCAUCCAUCGACUCCGUCGAUGUAUGGAUGACCCGCAUGCAAGAGAAAUUACUACCUUAAAGAUGGAAAUCCAGGAGAUCAUGAAGGGUAACUAUGAAUAUUUUAUGCAGAAGGAAAUUUUUGAGCAACCUGAGUCGGUGGUGAACACCAUGAGAGGACGUCUGAACUUCAGAGACAACUCCGUUACGUUGGGAGGCAUCAAGGAUUACAUUCCUGAGAUUAAGAGGUGUAGACGUCUUAUGCUUAUUGGUUGUGGAACAAGCUACCAUUCUGCUAUUGCUACCAGACAACUUUUGGAAGAAUUAACUGAACUACCAGUUAUGGUCGAAUUGGCUUCUGAUUUCUUAGACAGGAAUACGCCAGUGUUUAGAGAUGACGUUUGUUUCUUUAUCUCACAGUCUGGUGAAACAGCAGACACAUUAAUGGCUUUGCGUUAUUGCAAAGGACGUGGAGCUCUGAUUGUUGGUAUUACCAACACGGUAGGCAGUAGUAUCUGUCGUGAAUCACACUGUGGUGUUCAUAUAAACGCAGGUCCUGAGAUCGGUGUUGCUAGUACCAAGGCUUACACUUCCCAGUUCAUUUCUCUUGUAAUGUUUGCUUUAGUUAUGAGUGAAGACAGAAUCUCCCUUGGUAGUAGGCGUCAAGAGAUUAUCGAAGGAUUGAAAAAUUUGGAUAAUCUAAUUCGUCAAGUUCUCCAACUUGAUGAAAAGGUUAAAGAAUUAGCCAAGUCUUUGUUCCAACAUAAAUCUUUGCUGAUCAUGGGUAGAGGAUACAACUUUGCAACGUGUAUGGAGGGAGCUCUGAAAGUUAAAGAAUUGACAUACAUGCAUAGCGAAGGUAUCAUGGCAGGUGAAUUGAAACAUGGUCCACUAGCGCUCGUUGAUGAUUCAAUGCCUGUGAUAAUGAUCGUCAUGAGGGAUCCAGUUUAUGUGAAAUGCAUAAACGCCUUACAACAGGUUACAGCCAGAGAUGGGAAACCGAUCCUUAUCUGUGAGGAAGGUGAUGAAGAAACGAAAAUGUUCGCUGAUAGAAUUCUCGAAGUACCCAAAACAGUGGAUUGUCUCCAAGCAAUCCUUGCAGUCAUUCCACUACAAUUGCUGUCUUUCCACAUCGCGGUUCUUCGUGGAUGUAACGUCGAUUGUCCGAGAAAUUUGGCGAAAUCGGUUACGGUCGAAUAAAAGAUCAACUUGCAUUCAUUAGAGAUUUAUUAAAACGCAGCAUACCAUGCUUGGUUGUUAACUUCAAAUUUCAACAACUUAUUGAGAAAAUAUCGUUAUUAUAACUGCGUUUAUCCAUUACGAAAGAUAGGAAGAAGACAGGCAGAACGAUUUUUGAAACACGCCGUGAUAUUCUCGUGAUAACAUGAAAAUGGUCAUCGACUAUAUUUAAUACGUUUCUAAGUACUUAGUAAUUGUAGCUUCGUAUUAGAAUACGAGCAAAAUAGACUUAGGAAGUAUUUAGGUUAGCCAUUUGGACCAUCGUUAGACUUUAUACAUAAUCCUACGGUAGAAGAUGAAUACUUUAAAAAAGAAAGAAACUCAACGAAGACGUUCCUUACGUGGGAUAACAUUAAUUGAGUUCCCAGUGACCCCAGUGCAUUUAACGGUUGUGUAUAUUCAUAUCAAUCGGUAAAAAACGAAAGGAAGAGAAUGUAACGCUUUUCAGAUCAUAAGUCAAUUGUGAUUCUAUCUCCUUAUAAUCAAGUUGAAUAAGACUGCGGUAGAAAAAAGAGAAAUUGUUACUGUAUCGCGAACUUGUGCUCUAUGACGUUUACAUGUGGUUACUCUGAAAAGUGUUUGUAUGCGUGUGUAUGUGGCUGUGUGUACCUCGUAAAUCUCAAUGUAGAUGAAAAAAAGCAACCAUAAUGUAUUGAGAGAAUUAGAUAAUUGAUGAAAACGAAUAAUUUAUGAAUACGAUGAUCGUCACGAUAUUCACUUUAUGGUGUUUAUCGUAUACUUUGAGAAAUUUAUAUUUUGUACAGUAUUUAAGAGAGGAACAAAUAUGAAAUUUGAUAUCUUACCUUCCACUUUUGUUAUGGAAGAUACAUUAACAACUUAUACGUGAAUUUUAUUACCAAUGUGAUACAUUCAUGUUCAAGUUAAAAAGAAAUUGUUGUAUAAAGUUGAUUUUACUACAGAACAAUUUUUCAGUUCCAUACAGUAGAAAAUCCUCGUCUUAUCUCUUAGCUGUAGAAAGUUUAUUCGACUCAAAUAUAAUUAUGGAAUAAAUGCAAUUAUUAUAUGAAUUA
This is a messenger RNA of Bombus pyrosoma, 3702 nucleotides long. RefSeq names its product glutamine--fructose-6-phosphate aminotransferase [isomerizing] 2-like. Gene Ontology annotation, molecular function: L-glutamine:D-fructose-6-phosphate transaminase (isomerizing) activity; carbohydrate derivative binding. The transcript is spliced from 16 exons. The coding region runs from base 560 to 2632 and encodes 690 amino acids. Lineage: Eukaryota; Metazoa; Arthropoda; Insecta; Hymenoptera; Apidae. Gene Ontology annotation, biological process: carbohydrate derivative biosynthetic process; UDP-N-acetylglucosamine metabolic process; protein N-linked glycosylation. The record is from RefSeq and is a predicted model, not a curated record.